UUGGCUUGUCCUGCUCUCUUUUUCAUGUCCAGCCCCCGAUGAGUGUCCAUUGGUGUUGCCUUCGCCUUCCCUCCUCCCCUCUCCCCGGCUCGCCCUGCCCAUGUUUUGUAUGUCUCUGUCCAUCCAGGCUCCUGACGUUCAAGUUCGCGGGGACGUCACGUCCGCACUUGAACUUGCGGCUCAGGGGGGCUUUUGCCAUUUUUUUCAUCUCGCUCUCUCUCUUCUUCCCUCUUUCCCUCUCUCUCCCUCUCUCUCUCCCUCUCUUUUUUUUCCUCGCACAAAAAAAAAAAGCCAUGACUGCUAUCCCACAAUUCAUCUUCCCUGCGCCAUCUUUGUAUUAUUUCUAAUUUAUUUUGGAUGUCAAAAGACAUUGAUGAAGAUAUUUUCUCGGGAGCCUCCUUCCUCCGCAGCCCGGCGCUCCCGAUGUGAGCCGCGCGCUCCGCCGCCGCCAGCCCACCAUGUCGCGCCGCAAGCAGGGCAAGCCCCAGCACUUAAGCAAGCGGGAAUUUUCGCCUGAACCUCUUGAAGCCAUUCUCACCGAUGAUGAACCUGACCAUAGCACGUUGGGAGCUCCAGAAGGGGACCAUGACCUCCUCACCUGUGGCCAGUGUCAGAUGAACUUCCCGUUGGGGGACAUUCUUAUUUUUAUUGAGCACAAACGGAAACAAUGCAAUGGCAGUCUCUGCUUAGAGAAGGCUGUGGAUAAGCCACCCUCACCCUCACCAAGCGAGCUGAAAAAAGCAUCCAAUCCCGUGGAGGUUGGCAUCCAAGUUACGCCAGAGGAUGAUGAUUGUUUGUCAACGUCAUCGAGAGGAAUUUGCCCAAAACAGGAACACAUAGCAG
Centrocercus urophasianus (Greater sage-grouse) is the source of this 843-nucleotide messenger RNA. Its product is annotated as B-cell lymphoma/leukemia 11A-like. The record is from RefSeq and is a predicted model, not a curated record. The annotation marks the transcript as partial. NCBI's taxonomy places the organism in Eukaryota, Metazoa, Chordata, Aves, Galliformes, Phasianidae. Gene Ontology annotation, molecular function: DNA-binding transcription factor activity; RNA polymerase II cis-regulatory region sequence-specific DNA binding. Gene Ontology annotation, cellular component: nucleus. The transcript is spliced from 2 exons. Gene Ontology annotation, biological process: negative regulation of dendrite development; regulation of transcription by RNA polymerase II.